Messenger RNA from Nematostella vectensis (starlet sea anemone), 1536 nucleotides. RefSeq lists its product as uncharacterized. Lineage: Eukaryota; Metazoa; Cnidaria; Anthozoa; Actiniaria; Edwardsiidae. Bases 152 to 895 code for a protein of 247 amino acids. The record is from RefSeq and is a predicted model, not a curated record. Gene Ontology annotation, molecular function: single-stranded RNA binding. The transcript has 2 exons. Gene Ontology annotation, cellular component: ribonucleoprotein complex. Gene Ontology annotation, biological process: retrotransposition.
GCAUAAUGACAGCGGCGUGGUUGGACGUGCCUAGCUUUAGCUCCGCGUUUUGAAGUCGUUGUUUGCACUUUCAUGUGCAUUAAGUUCAUAUAUGUAAUUCAAAUAUUUAGUGUUGUCGUAUGUGUCUAUUUGUUCUUUAUUUUUUGUGGCCAUGGCUUUAACAAGAGAGGUUUUGGAAGAACUACUCGACAAGAAACUGGCGCCAUUACAGGCGUCUCUUGACUUUCUAAAUGAAAAGUACGACAUCAUCUUAAAGAAAGUCUCAGAUCAAGAGGUUAAAGUAAAAGAACUCUCGAAAGAGAAUUCUCGUCUUCAUUCGGAAGUGGGGCUACUCAGAUCUACAUUAUCAAACCAAGGGAAAUGGCUAAACGAUCUAGAGCAAUAUGGCCGCCGGGAAUGCCUCGAGAUCCGUGGGAUCCCUGAGGUUAAAGGAGAAGACACUUCUCAAAUAGCGUGUCAAGUCGCCAACCUAAUUGGGGUCAAGCUCUCGAGACAGGAUAUCUCGACCAGCCACCGCAUCAAGCCUAAAAACUCGACGGCAAAGUUCCCGCCCUCCAUCAUAGUCAAAUUUACAAGCCGUGACAAGCGAGACGAAACAUACAAAGCCAGGGGGAGGUUGCGUGAGCUCUCCACACACAACGUGCCUGGCCUGGAUAGAUUUAAAAGUAACUCGAUCUAUCUCAGUGAGUCUCUCACUCAAAGAAACAAGGCAUUAUUCAAAAGUGCGUUGGAGGAUAGAAAACAAAUGAAGUAUGACUUCAUUUGGACUGCAAAUGGAAACAUCUAUUUGCGCAAGAAUGAACGCAGUCCAUCGAUUCAUGUUACCGAUGAAUCGGUAUUAAUAAAUCUAAGAAGCUCCAGCUUUGUUCACGAAGUCGAAGGGCAACACAUAUGAAUCAACAAUCAAGCCUCUUUUUAUUUUACAGAAGAAAGCUGUUAGAAUCAUAACUUUCUCAUCUUACAUCGAACAUACUUCUCCUAUCUUUAGAAAACUAAAUAUCUUGAAAUCUCCUGAUCUAAUCUAUUACUUAAACACAAUAUUUAUGUACAAAUUUAAUUUGAAUCUACUUCCAACUCCUUUUGAUUCUUUUUUUACUACGGUUGCUUCAAGGCACAAAUAUAAUACAAGACUGGCUUCUAAAUCAUCGUACUGCCUCCCUUUACCUCGAACUAAUUAUGGAAAGUUUAAUAUUCGUUUUAAAGGUGCCUCAAUUUGGAAUAACAUCAAAGAACCUACCAAAACCAUGCGUUUGCCUAGCUUCAAGGCUGCAAUAAAGACCUCAAUCCUUGAAAAUUAUUAGCCUCUAUCUAGUUUUUUUGUUUUAUUGCAUUUUAUUUUGCUGCUGCUUUCAUGUAUUUUGUAUUCGUGCCUUGUACGUCCUUGCUAUACGCUCCAUUUAAUUGAACUAUUUUGUGCUGCCUAGCCAGAUUAGCUUUUUAGUUACUUCUAGGCAGCCAAUACCCAAAAUCUGUAAUUAUUAUUUAUUUUCUUACUGUAAUUUCUGUGUGUGGUAUAAAUAAAGUUAUAUUGUUGUU